Magallana angulata is the source of this 1677-nucleotide messenger RNA. RefSeq names its product deubiquitinase DESI2-like. The record is from RefSeq and is a predicted model, not a curated record. The coding region runs from base 314 to 880 and encodes 188 amino acids. Gene Ontology annotation, molecular function: deubiquitinase activity. The transcript has 5 exons. NCBI's taxonomy places the organism in Eukaryota, Metazoa, Mollusca, Bivalvia, Ostreida, Ostreidae. Gene Ontology annotation, biological process: protein deubiquitination.
GACGUUUUACUCUAUCUAUGAAUUGCUUCCGCUUUGCUUACGCACCUCUUUAUUGAUGUUUUGGCACAAUAUACAUUUUUAGUGACCUCGUUAUAUUUUACUUCGCUAGAACGUGUAUUGUUGUUUCUGUGACGAUUCAGUGUUCUAUAGUCAUGAUUUAAUCAGAAGGAUUUUGUCCAUUGUUCACCUUUUUUGUAUGAACAUCAGCCUCCGUAUCUACGAAAAGAUGACUCACGCAUUUGGAUGAGAUGCAAUAACAUGUUGUGAUUAUUUUGAAGUUAUUUAUCAUUUCCACCGAAAUAUUUAUUACAAGAUGGCACAAGAGGAGGUGACUUUGAAUGUGUACGACAUGUACUGGAUCAAUGAGUACACAACAAACCUGGGUUUUGGGGUGUUCCACUCGGGGGUGGAGGUCUAUGGAAUUGAGUAUGCUUACGGUGGACACCCUUUCCCGAUGACGGGAGUUUUUGAGAUCAUGCCAAAAGAUGCAGAGGACCUGGGAGAGCAGUUCAAAUUUAAGGAAUCCAUCCGGAUGGGAAGAACAGACUUUACUCCCGAGGAUGUGAGGAAGAUAGUUGAUCAGCUGGGGAAAGACUUCAAGGGUGACCAGUACCACCUCCUGAACAAGAACUGUAACCACUUCACCGCAUCCCUUACACAGAUUCUAUGUGGGAAGGACCCACCCAGCUGGGUCAAUAGAUUAGCCUACGUAAGUACGUGUAUUCCAUUCCUAGAGCGAGCUUUACCCAAGGAGUGGCUGACCCCCAUAGCCUUACAGCAAGCCCUUCAGGAGCCAGUGGUGCGGGACUACGACUCCCGGGGAGCCUCAGGGAGAACCGAACGGGGUGGAAGUUUUCAUAUACACAAUCGUCACAAGUAGUCGUACCAUUUGUUGAGAUAUUGUCCAGUAUUCUUGUGCAUGUGAUGAAUGAAAGUAAAUUUGAUAGCUAGAAAGACUUCUGAAGAGAAAGUUUCUUGAUUUAUUUGUUAUAUCAUUGUGAAAUGAUUAUUUUUAGAUAUUUAUUUUUUUCAGAUUUUUAAAAAUUAUUUAAUUUGUUUAUAUUAGAAGUUGUGCAAUCUUUUUAUGGGCCAAAGGAGUUGUAGGUUCAACACACAUUUGGUCACUGUAUCAGAUAUCAUUAAAGGGCCGAUACUCUAUAUGCUUGCAAUUGCUCAACACAUGUAUACACAUACUUCAAGGAGCAAAACAAUGAAAAUUCAUUUGAUGUCCUAGUUAUAUAUUCAAUUUGAACACUCAAAAAUGUCCCACUGAUCACUUGAUGUGAUCAAUCUUUGAACAAUGUGGUCCUGUAACUCAUAGGAUUUUUAUUGGUUACUUUACUUUUUUGUUAUCCUGUGCUGGGAUUUGAGAAAGAUUUUCUAAUUUGAAAUUAACUAGAUAUUGUUUGUAAAGAACAGCUCCAUUGACCAUCUGGAAUUUGUAUACAUGUACUGUCAGGUUGGCCAAUCAUUUCUAUAACAGUAAAAAACUGUUGUCUGUUACCGGUAUGUGAGCUUGUAUCAUUUCUUUCAUCAGUAUUGAUAGUUUCAGUGAUUUGUAUUUGAUGUCAUCAAGUGCUGUACUUUUUUUAAACCUUUGUACACCAACAGUAUACUUUUAUGGUAAUCGUUUAACUUAGCAUUUCCAUGGCUAUACUUGUGUAAGUCACUAUCGAU